This is a messenger RNA of Sinocyclocheilus rhinocerous, 704 nucleotides long. Its product is annotated as neurturin-like. The transcript has 2 exons. Gene Ontology annotation, molecular function: growth factor activity; receptor tyrosine kinase binding; glial cell-derived neurotrophic factor receptor binding. The coding region runs from base 1 to 477 and encodes 158 amino acids. The record is from RefSeq and is a predicted model, not a curated record. Lineage: Eukaryota; Metazoa; Chordata; Actinopteri; Cypriniformes; Cyprinidae.
AUGGGCUCUCUUCUCUCAGAAUUCUCGUACCUCUUCCAAAGCUUCACCGAGGGCGAGCUGAAGAAGGUGAUCGCGACCCUGGUGGACCGAAAGGAGAGGAGGAUCAGAACCGAGACGGGACGGAGAACCAAACGAGCGCGGAAGGGCCCAAAGCUGUGCUCUCUGCACGAGAUCGAGCUCACGGUGAGCGAGCUCGGGCUCGGGUACGAGAGCGACGAGACGGUGAGCUUUAGGUACUGCAGCGGGAAGUGCAUCCACGAACGACACAACUAUGACUUUGUAAUGGAGCACAUGCAGAUAAAUAACGGCUCCAGUGAGAAAGCCCGGCGAGGACGGGAUAACGGAAAAAAAGACAAGGCACGCAACGCCCCAUGUUGUCGCCCUACAAAGUUUGAGAAGAAAAUGUCUUUCUUUGACAACAAGGACAGGUUCUACACCAUCCAGAACGUCUCUGCGAGAGCGUGCGGUUGCGUAUGACGAACUGUGAAAACGUCAGGGAGAAUGUCUAUACAUUACGGAGGCAACAGAGAACGUUUUAAAAUUCCAUGGUAACCAUAGGAACUUUGGAAAGGGCGACCAUGUGACACACAGAAACCAUGGAACUAUUCGAGAACGUAGGGCAAAUUGCAAUUCUGAAAAAGAUGCUGAGAGGGACCCACAAUGCCACCAUGGAAAGAGUGAAAGCUACAGAAAAGCGAUACGCA